Molecule: messenger RNA, 1266 nt
Organism: Arthroderma uncinatum
Lineage: Eukaryota; Fungi; Ascomycota; Eurotiomycetes; Onygenales; Arthrodermataceae
Product: FAD binding domain containing protein
Exons: 3
Coding region: 1-1266 (421 amino acids)
Molecular function (GO): FAD binding
Source: RefSeq, a predicted model, not a curated record
AUGCCACCCCAAUCUGUUGUAAUUGUCGGAGGUUCCGUUGCAGGGUUACUGCAAGGGCUACAACUCAAGCGAUGCGGUAGCAACGUUAUAGUCCUAGAGCAAGACCCUUCCAAGGACCGACACAGCCAUGAAUCCGGCGUCUCCAUUGGACCGACCGUCGUGCGCCUUUUAGAUAAAUAUGAUGCCACAGGUCGACCAGCAGCAAUCCCCGCUAAAUUCAUUAGUGCUGCGUGGCACAAGCGUCUUAGGGUGAUCAAUACCCAUUGGGCACACAGCAUGAGCAACUGGGGAUGCCUAUACCUGAUAUUACGUGCGAAUUUCGAUGGAUUCAAGUCUGAGACGGUCCCGAACCCUCCUGGGCCGCAGAAAGGGGAUGGGAGCGUUGAGUAUUGGCCGGGGAAGCGUGCAACGGGGUUGAAGUAUGCUAAGGAUCAGGGUAAGGUUCACCUCCAGUACGUGGACGUGUUGACUGGUGAGGAGAGCAGCGUUAGUGCGGACAUGGUCAUUGCCGCGGAUGGUGUACACUCGACUAUCAGAAAGAUAUUACAGGUGCCGACACGGAAGGAUUAUGCAGGGUAUAUUGGAUGGCGAGGCACAGUGCCGGAACGCUUACUCUCUGAGGAAACGAUUGAAUAUUUCUCAAACCGUCUCAACUUCUCGGUUUUGAACGGGAUGUAUUUUAUAAGUUACCUUAUCCCCACGGAGAGUGGACACGUAGAGCCAGGCAAGCGUCUUAUCAAUUGGGUUUGGUAUUAUGUUGUGCCAGAUGGUUCGCAAGAGAUGGAUUCCAUUUUCACCGAUAUACACGGCAAGAUACACCCAAACACGGUACCACAAGGGCUUGUCAACCCUGACGUGUGGGCUGCCCAGGUGGCACGCUACCUUCCAGAGAUGACGGCACCGCUUGCCGAGGUGGUCAGCAACACUCCUAAUCCAUUCGUCACCAAGGUCGGUGAGGCACAAUGUUUCACUCCCAGUUUCUAUGACGGCCGAGUCGUGCUGGUUGGCGAUGCGUUCACAGGGUUCAGGUCACACUUGGGCAUGGCAUCAGAACAGGCAGCGCGCCAUGUUGUGCAGAUGGAUAAAGUCUGGCGAGGAGAGAUGACAAUGGAGGAACGGGAUCGCGAGGCAAUUCUAUAUGCAAAGCGGUUUAUUUUGCUGAACAGGAUGGUCGGAUGGACAGGGCUGGGGUGGCUGUUCGCAGUUCUGACGGCGGCGGCGAGCUAUGCGUGGCUGACUAUCGAGCAGAAGUUGGGUAUUGCUUGA